Rana temporaria (common frog) is the source of this 4129-nucleotide messenger RNA. RefSeq names its product KAT8 regulatory NSL complex subunit 3 (gene KANSL3). The record is from RefSeq and is a predicted model, not a curated record. Gene Ontology annotation, biological process: positive regulation of transcription by RNA polymerase II. Gene Ontology annotation, cellular component: NSL complex. The coding region runs from base 232 to 3531 and encodes 1099 amino acids. The transcript is spliced from 24 exons. NCBI's taxonomy places the organism in Eukaryota, Metazoa, Chordata, Amphibia, Anura, Ranidae.
CAGGCGCGCACGUACGCAGCACGUUGUAGGCCUGAGACACCGGAGAACGGGGAGGGGGCGCAGCCAGAGCGGGGAGGAGUGGGCGGAGCCCAGGACGGUAGCCGGGAAGAUGAGGAGGGAUAAAUAUAGAGACUACAGGAAGCAGUGAGACGGCAGCUGAAUGGAGCAGCGAUCUGCAUGAAUGAAAACCUAAGCCAUUUAAGUUGAGUAGGUUUAUUUAUACUGUGCCCCAUGCCUGGGGUCGGUGGUGUGGCAAAAAUGUCACACAGGACAAGUGAGCGAGACCUGCAGUCUUCAGCGCGUAGAAUGGGCACAUCCCUUCUUUUCCAGUUGUCUGUGCAUGAACGAGAGUUGGACUUGGUAUUUCUUGAUCACAGCUAUGCCAAGCCUUGGAGUGCCCACCCUGAUGCCAGCAAUGCCCGUCCCACCCGUACCCUUUUCAUCACACCUCGUAGACAGCAGGAAAGUGCCAUUGAGGCAGAUGUUCCAAUUGAUGUUGAGACUGUCACUCCCAUUUCCAUGCCAUUAUAUGAUAACCAGAAGGCUCGAAGUGUUAUGAAUGAGUGUGAACGUCAUGUGAUCUUUGUGCGAACAGAUACUGAAGCUCCUCCACCACCUGAUGACUGGGAAGAUCACCUUAAUAGGACUGGUUGGAGUACCUCACAGAAUAAGCUUUUUAACAAGGUCCUGAAAUCUUUACAAGCUGACCGCCUUGCUCGACUUGCUAAUGAUGGUGCAACCAAUGAGCCGGUGCUGAGAAGAAUUGCUGUGGACAAGUGUGCCCGUCGGGUGCGUCAAGCUCUAGCCUCAGUAGGAUGGGACACCAAACUAGUGCAGUGGCUGCAUAGCACACUGGUGGAAACCCUCAGCCUACCACUGCUUGCUGCAUAUCUGGAUGCUCUGCAGACAUUGAAAGGCAAGGUACCAGCUCUUAUUGAUCGCAUGCUACUAGCCACGACUGUCAGAUCAGGAGGAGCCAGUGCAGAAGCAUUAUCUCUACUAUUGAAGAGACCAUGGGAUCCAGCAGUCGGAGUACUAUCCCAUAACAAGCCUAGCAAACUCCCAGGCUCCCCUCUCAUCCUCAUUGCUCCAUCAGGACCAACCAAUUCAAUAUUUCCCACUUCGCGGCGACACCGGUUCUGGCAAUCCCAGCUCUCCUGUUUAGCUAAGGUCAUUCCUGUUGGUUCUCAGCUGGCUAACAGUGGCAGUGGGGUGACUUCCAUACAAUGCCUAGAAAACAUGAUUGGUGGACUGCGCAACAAAGUAGUUGAGAUUCACAAUCAUUUCCCUCACAAGCCUGUCAUUCUGCUUGGAUGGAAUACAGGAGCAUUAAUUGCGUGUCAUGUGUCUUUAAUGGAAUAUGUGACAGCUGUGGUGUGCCUGGGAUUCCCUUUAAUGACUAUGGAUGGACCUAGAGGGGAUGUUGAUGACCCUCUCAUUGAUAUGAAGACCCCAGUACUUUUUGUGAUUGGUCAGAAUUCACUUCAGUGUCAUCCAGAGGCAAUGGAAGAUUUUCGAGAGAAGCUAAGAUCUGAUAACAGUCUUGUUAUUGUGGGAGGAGCUGAUGAUAAUCUUCGGAUAAGCAAAAUGAAGAAAAAAACAGAGAGUCUGACCCAAAGUAUGGUAGACCGAUGCAUUCAGGACGAGAUUGCUGACUUUCUCACAGGGGUCUUAAAUCGGGCUGAGAGUCAUUCUGGUUCUGAUCCUCGUGAUCUUGAUGCAGAGAAGAAGAAAAAGUCCAGAGAUUUCUUGAGGAGAGACCUGCCUUUAGAUUUGCCAGAGCGGAGCAGCAGACCAGCUUCACCUGGUGCUCGCUUCCCUGCCUCCCCCUCUGGCUCUGAGGAUAUGUCUAGCAGUCCUACAUCCAGUCCUAAAACUAAAUUAACAGCUGUACCCCAUAAACCAGGACAAACAACAUUACCACUGAAGACCACAAUGAGACCAGGAACCACUGUAAAUCCAAAAACUCAAGCCCAGUUUGCAGCUUUCCUGAAACAAAACAUGUUGGUGAGGAAGUCUCUCCCUGCAGGUUCAUCCUCUUGUGUAUUUGUCCCAGUAUCUACAGAAACAGACGAUAAGGACGACAACAGAGUUCAGCUGAAAAGACCUCCCAGCCCUGGAAACGGCUCUGGAAUGAAGCCUUCCAAGCGUCCAAAAAUCAAAGUGACCAUCGUCUCUCAUGGUGACGGAGCAGGAGGAGGCACCUCUAGCUCACAGGAAGCCUCAAAGUCUUCAUCUUCACCAGUGAUUGGCCAGUCUAAAGAGAUCUCCAGUCUGCUUACUUCAUCUAAUUAUGUUCACAGACUAGCUUCUGAAAAUGCCUCAUCAAGCUCAGCUGUUUCAGGUCUGAUCCCCAGCGCAUCAACCCCUAGUGCUUUCCACUCCAUCCAAAGCCGGCUGGUAUCCAGCAUUUCCCCUGGAGUGCAGAACCAACAGUCUAGUACACUGUCAGGAACAAACCCUGGAGCCUCAGCCAGCAGUCUCCUUCAAGGAUUAAGUUUUAGCUUACAGGAUAUAGGAAGUAAAUCUGGUACUCUUCCUAGCACCAGUGCCAGCUCUGGAUCCACUACUCAGACAAUGGCAGUUAAAGCCCCUGCUCCUCUUCAAAGCUUGGGCACGAUAACCACAGCAACUGGGACAAUCCUUCGAACCAUCCCUGUAGUGACUGCUUCUUCAUCUCUUGUGGCAUCAGCUGGUGGCAAACCCACUGCUAUUCAUCAGCUACUCACAAAUGGUGGCCUGGCAAAACUGGCUAGUAGUAUUCCUGGCUUGGCACAGUUAUCCAGCCCAACUACAGGCUUGAAGGCACCUACCACCAUUACGGUUACUCUACGUGGCCAGCCCAGCCGUGUCACCACACUGAGUCAGGCCAGUAUAGGAGCAGGGACCCAUGCCAAACAGGAUGAUGUCUCUCAACAGGCCUCAGACUCCUCUUCCAUCAUGGUCUCUGCUAGUAAAGUCCUCCCCCCUACUGUGGCAGAACAGUGCAAGGUAGCAACAGCCAGCGACAGGACUCCGGGAGAGAAGUCCUUAUCCAUAGUGCGUGCGGUAACCCCUCCAGCAGUGACUACUAGCCCACCGAAGACGUUGUAUGUCAUGUCCGAUGCCAAGCUUUCUGCACUCACCAAAUCUGUUGGCAGCGAAUUUGCAUCUUUGCCACUGAAGCCUAUGACCUUACAAAGUUCACCUGGUAUCGCACCUGGAACAGUGACGUUUACAACACCAUCACUAGCUAGCACAUCAAACACAACCUGUACGGUGGUGCUGUCUAAGAUUGGUCCGGUUCUGCAAGCUUCUCCAAAGACUGUAAUCUUAGCAAAGACUGAUUCAAAUAAGUCAUCUGGAAAUCACAUGAUUGGUUCUGUGGAGAGUCUGGGCAGAGUGCCAUCUGUGGUUGAUGAGGGCAGCACAAUAAUUCACAGUCGAGAGUCACUGGUGAACAGGCAGCUACUGCAGCCUGCUCUGAUAGCCUUAUCUGGCUCUAGUCAUAUGCAAAACACAGUAACAUCUGCUAGUCAAAAACCACAGUGACUCUGGUACUAAACAUAAAAUUCUAUGGGAAAAGUUACAUAGUCAAUCCUUCUGAUUGGCUCAGAUAAAGGUACAGCAGAAGAAUGACUGUCUCUGACAGAGGUGGCACUGUCUGUAAGGUAUAGAGAAGGCUUUAGGAAACUGGGUAUAGGUGGUAUUUUGGGAAGCGCAGCAAGUAUAGAGCAGACAAGCACAACAAACAUUGCAUGUUGUAUUUUGGGUCAUUCGAACAACCAAAACAAAGCAUUAUAUGUGUUUUGUAAAUAGAGGAUGUGUUUGUGGAGUGACUAAGCAUUGCUGCAAGGUACUAAAGUUUCCUGGUCACCUACUAAUGCUAGAUGUAGUAAUUUUGUUUAUACAUAAACAGCUGAUCGGUUUCUCAGGAUCUAUGUUAUUACAGAGUGCUUCUUAAAGGAGUUGUAAAGGAAAAUGUUUUUUCACCUUAAUGCAAUCUAUGCAUUAAGGUGAAAAAACAUCUGAUGCUGCCGCCCCCCUUAUACUUAUCCGACCCCUCGAAAAUCCCGCGCGCGGUCCAGGGAUCCUCCUCUUCGCCGCUCAGAUGGGCCGAUGAUUGGCUAGAGCGGAUGGAUUGAGAGCA